UGGAUGACACCAACAAGAUGGCGAAACGACAUUUCUGCUCGCAGCAGGGAGUGGUCGCCUCGAGGGUCAAUCUAAUACCUUUGGCCUGCUUCUGCUGAUUGCGGAAAUCUCCAGCUGUACGCUGGCUCUUCCAAAAUGGCGCAAUUGUGGAUGAGAAGUCAGGAGUGCCUUGCCAGCAACUGGCUCUUCUGAUGGAAGCAGCGUCUUGCCAAAGGAACAGGGAGGGCGCCUGUCACACCAUCCAAUGCCGUACCGUGUCAAUGAAGGCGCGGACGUAGAGCUAUAUAAUAGCGAGGACAAUUACGCAGGGUUGUUCGAGGCAGCUACCUCCAGUCAGUUUGUGUGCUUUCAACUCAGAAUUCUCAUAGCCUGCGGCGCCCAUGUCAAUACCUUCUCGCGACUCAGACAGCUGCCCCUCACGAUAGAAGCGAGACGCGGAUGCGAUGAAGUGGUCGAAAUUUUGCUCCGACGUGGCUCCGAUGGAGUUCUUUACACGAGGCAGCACAUAGAUAUGGUUACGAUCUCAUGCUUCUUCUCCGACAUCCUGAGGUUGAAGUUGAACCUUCAGACGGCCGAGAGCGAGACUCCGCUUCAUGCAUAUGGUUCCUGCAAGUUGGACAGCCCGCGUUGCGCAAAGCUUUUGAUCAAGCGUGGAGCUUCUGUUUCUUUGGCCAAAAACAACGGGUGGAUGUCGGUGGAUGAAGCAAGUCAACGCGGUUUGGUGCGGACGAUCAUUGCUCUUGUCGCGGCGGGAGCAGAUCCGAAUAGCUGUCGUCGGAGUUUCGCACCACGGCAUACGCUGCUCCAGGGCCCUGCUAAGUGAGGGACGUGAAUGUUUGGAUAUCUUCUCUUACUGCGUACUCCGUAUCAAAGUUGCACUUUCUAUCAUCCAGACAAGGAGGAGUCAGGACUCUCCUAGUCGAUGAUUGGUGUUUUGGAAUUGAUGGUCGUACCGUCGUCCUAAGUUUAUCGCCCGAAAUAG
Molecule: messenger RNA, 982 nt
Organism: Emericellopsis atlantica
Lineage: Eukaryota; Fungi; Ascomycota; Sordariomycetes; Hypocreales; Bionectriaceae
Product: ankyrin repeat-containing domain protein
Exons: 2
Coding region: 245-823 (192 amino acids)
Molecular function (GO): protein binding
Source: RefSeq, a predicted model, not a curated record